CUACUGAAUGAUAUUUUCUGUAAAUCUCCGCUUGGCUGUAAUAUAAAUCUGUUGCACAGAUACUAAAUCUUGAUUUAUAUUUUGCAGCCUAAAAACAACAGCCAAAUGUAAAAACAUCGACGCCUUAAAAACUCACCACAUGUAAGUCGCUUUUAUUCUGAAGGUCGGGAACGGAAGUUGUUUUUGACGCCGGUGCGCUCGCGCCCCCCAGUCGCUUCAGGUCAGCACGAGACCAACCGUUCUCUAUUUUAAUAAUAAUAAUAAUAAUAAUAAUAAUCUGUCAAACUGUUUGUUAAAAUGUAAUAAAUUAAAGUUUGGAUUUAGUUUUCAGCGACAACAGCAGGAUUUACGGCGGCGCCAGAGCUAAUGCUAAAGCUAGCGGUUUUGCUAGCGUCAAGGACGUCAUGAGAAGGAUGGGUCAGUGUCGUCACACAGGAGAUCUCAGGUACUUUUAUAAAAACAAAGUGAUUCAAUGUUUCCGGCAGGUGGAGGUGACGAAGGCCGUUUGAAGGAAGCGCCGCGAUGUCGCACAUCAGGAGGACGUUGCCUCUGUUAGGACGCCGCUCAGGUGUUUGCAGGCGUCAAACCGGCAGCCCGCCAGCUCGGACCAGCUCCAGCAGCGGGGCGGGGCUGGUCCUACGCUCCCAAUCCACCGAUGUGUACCAGAACCUUGCCCUGGAGGACUGGAUCGACGCCAACGUGGACCUGCAGCAGCGCAGAGUCCUGCUGCUGUGGAGGAACCGGCCGGCCGUGGUCAUCGGGCGCCACCAGAACCCCUGGGCCGAGUGCGACCUGCCGGCCAUGAGGAGGGCGGGGAUCCCCCUGGCCCGCAGGCGGAGCGGCGGCGGGACCGUCUUCCACGACCUCGGGAACCUCAACCUGACCUUCUUCGCCUCUAAGAAGGCGUACGACCGGCAGAGGAACCUGAAGGUCGUCACAGAGGCUCUGAGGCGGCUCCGGCCGGGACUGGACGUCCAGGCCACCGACAGAUUCGACAUUCUACUCAACGGACGCUACAAGAUCUCAGGCAGUGCGUCCAGACUGAGCAGGAAGUCGUCCUACCAUCACUGCACCCUGCUGCACUCCGCUGACCGCUCCGCCCUCGCCGCCGUGCUCCGCCCCUCUUGCCCCGGCAUCCACAGCAACGCCACGCCCAGCGUCCCCUCACCCGUCGCCAACCUGCUGGACCACGCCCCCUCGCUGCAGUGGGAGGAGCUGCUGGACGCCCUGGCGCACCAGUACAAUGCAGAGUUCAGCCUCAGCGCUGCACCGACCCUCGUCAACCCCGCCGAUGAGUCUGCAUUUCCUGGUCUCGGCAGGACGGCGGCGGAGCUGCGUGGCUGGGAGUGGACGUUCGGUAAGACGCCUAAAUUCAGCGUCCAAACCCUCCUGGACCUGACGGACGGCCGGCCGUCUGCUCGCAGCGCCGCCCGGCUGCGCAUGGAGGUAAAGAACGGCGUGAUCGAGAGCUGCGAGCUGGACGUCGCUGCAGACUGGCUGCCCCGGCGGCUGAGCGGCGAGCUGGGCGGCGUGCUGGUCGGGGAGAGGUUUUGUCGGCAGCGGGCGGCCGCAGCUGUCACCGCGCUGCUGCGGGCCGAGAGCGGCGAGCUGCAGAACAGGCUGCGCAGCCUGUGUGACGCCGUGCUGUCUGUGACGGGCUGAAACAACUCGGCCGCUUGUGCGGAGGGCGAUCCGUCGAUCCGUCCACGCUACUGCGCCCCCUAGUGACGCUCACAGAGACUCAGUGCGUCAUUUAAAAAGUCCCAGCGCCCCCCAGAGGCCGGCAGAGCAAACAGCAUCCUGAUCAUCUGUUCUGGGACGUUUACAUCAGUCAUAUUUACAACUGCAGCUGCUACGAUCAGCUAAUUAAUCGAUUAGCUGAUCGACAGAAAAUCAAUCAGCUGUUUAACUGACAUCCUGCUGCUGCCAUGGUGACGGGAACUCCUGCAAGUCAUAAACUUGUGCGUCACAUGGAAGAACAAAUGAAUAAAAGUGAGAAAUAGAAAUACCCGAUGAAGGUCAUAUAGACAGAAAUUGUGAAUAAAUAUACCUGUUUACUCUCGCA
Molecule: messenger RNA, 2065 nt
Organism: Siniperca chuatsi (mandarin fish)
Lineage: Eukaryota; Metazoa; Chordata; Actinopteri; Centrarchiformes; Sinipercidae
Gene: lipt1
Product: lipoyltransferase 1
Exons: 4
Coding region: 523-1662 (379 amino acids)
Biological process (GO): protein lipoylation
Cellular component (GO): mitochondrion; cytoplasm
Molecular function (GO): lipoyltransferase activity
Source: RefSeq, a predicted model, not a curated record